Messenger RNA from Bicyclus anynana (squinting bush brown), 861 nucleotides. RefSeq lists its product as uncharacterized. The transcript has 2 exons. The record is from RefSeq and is a predicted model, not a curated record. Bases 325 to 861 code for a protein of 178 amino acids. NCBI's taxonomy places the organism in Eukaryota, Metazoa, Arthropoda, Insecta, Lepidoptera, Nymphalidae.
UUCAGUACCGUAGCACGCCAGCGCACGCCUCCGAUGAAAGUACUGGAACACUUACGACUUUCUAUCAACUUUGGUGAAUGUUUCCAAUCGAACCCUACACGAGUUAGAAGUUUAUUAUAGAAAGAUUACAGUAUUUUUUGAUGUUCACGGUGUAAUUGGUAAUAUCAAAUUCGAUAUUGACAGCGGCGUUUUAGAAACUAAAGUGUUGUGAUCGUGAUCAGAUUGAGGUGUGAUAAAACUUUUCGUGAAAUCCCAUAUAAAGUUAGACACAAUGGAUUUAAGAAAACACAUCUUCGGCAGAAGGUUGCGAUCGCGUGUCACAUCAUGGGUCAAGAGCAGUCGUACAUCGGUCACGCCGGUGUUGCACCAGUGAAAAAAUACCAAGACAAAUACGAAGAUCCAAUACAGUAUAGAGUUUCUCCUAUCGACUACCGAACGAGCGACUACGAAAUCAAAGAUUAUAAACGCCACAAAGCUAGACGAAGUGCAGACAGCUUCAAAAGUGACAACUCUUCAACUGAAAGCAGUGGAUAUCGAAGCGGUUCGAGCGGCUACGAAUGCCAAUCUGAGAGAUCUUCUACUAGCGAUUAUUACUGCACAUCUCUCUACAAGAACGGCCACUACAAAGCUAUCAAUAAGGAACUUUACAAACCUGUCAAAAUACCUAAAGAGAAGCGUCACAAACAUUUGUACGACGAAAAAGAGGAAAUAAAGAGCGCUAGGCUAAAGAGCUACCUCAGUGACACAGAGAAAGCAAAUUUAAAGGCCGGUCCGACGCCAAAAAAAGCUGGCAUUAGAAAUUACACCCCAAAAAUAAUAUCAGCGGAGGAGCAAAGAAAAAAGUUAGAGAAUUGGAUAUAA